Phalacrocorax carbo (great cormorant) is the source of this 1207-nucleotide messenger RNA. The record is from RefSeq and is a predicted model, not a curated record. Lineage: Eukaryota; Metazoa; Chordata; Aves; Suliformes; Phalacrocoracidae.
GACCUGCCGACAGACCCACCAAUGGUCCCACAGGCAGAUCCACAGUGGACUUGCGGAUGGACCCACCAGUGGACCCACAGACAAACCCACAGACAGACCCACCAAUGGAGCCACGGAUGGACCCACAGACAAACCCACCAAUGGACCCACGGAUGGACCCACAGACAAACCCACGAUGGACCAGCGGACACACCCACCAAUGGUCCCAUGGACAGACCCACCAAUGGAGCCACGGAUGGACCCACAGACAAACCCACGAUGGAUCUGCAGAGAGACCCCCCAAUGGACCCACGGACAGACCCCAAAUGGACCCACAAUGGACCCUCCAGUGGACCCACAGACAAACCCACGGACAGACCCACCAAUGGAGCCACGGAUGGACCCACAGACAAACCCACCAAUGGAGCCACGGAUGGACCCACAGACAAACCCACCGAUGGACCCACAGACAAACCCACGGACAGACCCACCAAUGGACCCACGGAUGGACCCACAGACAAACCCACCAAUGGACCCACGGAUGGACCCACAGACAAACCCACCAAUGGACCCACGGAUGGACCCACAGACAAACCCACGAUGGACCAGCGGACACACCCACCAAUGGUCCCACGGACAGACCCACAGACAAACCCACGAUGGAUCUGCAGAGACCCCCCAGUGGACCCACGGACAGACCCCAAAUGGACCCACAAUGGACCCUCCAGUGGACCCACAGACAGACCCAUGGACGGACCCACGGACAGAGCCACCAGUGGACCCAUGGACAGACCCACCAAUGAACCCACUGAUGGACCCCCAGACAGACAGCAGGGCCGGGGGCUGGCGGGGCUCACCCCCCCUCUGGGACGGGGACACCAGCCCAGCCGAGCCCUCCCGCUCCCCCCACGGGGGGUCCGGUCCCUUUUGGGGGCUACCGGUGCCUUGGGGGUGCUGGGGGGGGACCCUGCUUUGGGGAUUUGCUGCCCCCCCCCCCAGCGUGCAAGGGGGGGCUGCAUUCCCCGGGGGGUCCCCAGUCUGUACUCAGGGGUCCCAGAACGGUGUGUACAGGGGGGGUCCCCAAUCUGUCUGGGGGGUCGUCCGUACUAGGGGGUCGAUACCGGGGGGUGUUGGGGGGCCCCAGUCCGUGGGGGGCGUCCCGGGACCCCCGAGCCGGGGCCGCAGCGCCGCAAUAAAGGCGGAGCCUCGGAACGGAUCUUGCGCUUGA